AUGGAGGUUCCGGUGAUUAAUAGAAUAAGCGACUUCGAAGGCGGUGGGAUAAACCCAUCUGUAGUCGCUCGAGCUUUUGCUGCUUCCGGGAUCGAGAGAAUUUAUCAGGCCUACAGUGUUUGGAAAUGGGGCGCCCUAAUGGUCGCCUUGUUAGUCGCCUCCAUCACCACAAUCGUCAGCCGAAUCAGAAUCCUCCUGAUUCGGUUCCGGCAGAGUCGCCCAAUUUCUACGGCGGCGGCUCUGCUUAUCCAGGAAGAGUCCGAUUACGACACGGAAUCUGAAUCUGGGUCCGAAUCAGAGUUCUCAGACGAAGAAGAAGAAGAAACUGAUGAGGAUUUUGAAGAGGAAGAGGUACAUUCUGACGGCGAUGAAGAUUUUAGUGUGCGGGGUUCGUCAAAGUUCGCGCGGCGGCUCCGGCGGCGGAGCAGCAGCAUUGGGGAUUUUUUCUCGUGGCCGGAAUUCGCUAACGGGACGACGAGCAGCGUGGUCAAGCUCUGGGACAACUUGGGGCUGGGACUGGACGGGGAGCCGAACCUGCGGUCCAUUUUCGGGGCAGGGAGCGAGAUGCUCUUCCCCGGGGCGGCGGUUUCGGCGUCGGCGAUGUCGCCGGCGGUGAUAGUGUCGGCGGAGACGAACAUGGCGGGGAACCUGCUGAGGGUGUGGGACAGUCGGGUCGGGUGCCGGAUCCCGCAGAUACUGGCGGAGUGGCGGCCGAUGCUCGGGAAUAUCGUCGGCGUCAACGCCGCCGGGUUUUUGGAGAAGGUGUACGUCAAUGAAUUGACGGUGGCAGAUAUGAGAAAAAAGGCCCCGGUAGUAGGUAGCGUGACGGAAUCUGAGGCCGCAGCGGAUCCCUGGUGUGACGCUGACGCCGUUAUUGUUGGAAACGACUCGUCCUCGUCGUCGUCGUCAAAGUUUGACUCGUUGAGGCGACGCGGUUAG
Messenger RNA from Linum tenue, 939 nucleotides. The record is from the annotation of a GenBank genome assembly. Lineage: Eukaryota; Viridiplantae; Streptophyta; Magnoliopsida; Malpighiales; Linaceae.